Molecule: messenger RNA, 399 nt
Organism: Penicillium subrubescens
Lineage: Eukaryota; Fungi; Ascomycota; Eurotiomycetes; Eurotiales; Aspergillaceae
Product: MFS transporter
Exons: 2
Coding region: 1-399 (132 amino acids)
Biological process (GO): transmembrane transport
Molecular function (GO): transmembrane transporter activity
Source: RefSeq, a predicted model, not a curated record
AUGGCAAAAUCAUAUGGUAUAUCGCUCGCUGACGCAAUCUAUCUCGUAUCUGUUCAACAUAAGGGGUGCGCGGUGCACAAGCUACGCUGCCAAACGAUCACUCGUGUUUUAACCGCAAUCUUCAUAUCGCCACCAAUUGGGAUUGGUAGCGGGGUGGUGGCUGAGUUAUCUACACCUGAUGAAUAUGCUAGGAAGGUGGGCUGGUGGGUUUUGAUGACCAUCCUUGGUACCCCAGCUGGGCCUCUACUCAUGGGAUUUGUGGUGCAACACACUCGGGUCGAAUUCAUAUUCUGGAUAUAUGCCAUCAUCAACUUCUUGCAAGCGCUAGCUUACGUCUUCCUUGGCGGCGAGACCCUCCGUAUUCGGGAAGUUGACAGUGAUCUUACCACCGAGGAAUAG